Arachis ipaensis is the source of this 465-nucleotide messenger RNA. RefSeq lists its product as uncharacterized. Lineage: Eukaryota; Viridiplantae; Streptophyta; Magnoliopsida; Fabales; Fabaceae. The record is from RefSeq and is a predicted model, not a curated record.
AUGGGCACUUUACAAAGAGCUGGAGAUACAAGAUGGAGUUCUCACUUUCAUUCUGUUUGUAGCUUGAUAAGAAUGUUUGCAACUACUCAUACCGUUCUUAAUAACAUUAUUGAUGAUGGUACAACUUCUGCUAAAAAAGGUGAGGCUUAUGGUGUCAACAAAGUGCUAUCCUCGUUUGAAUUUGUUUUUUCUUUACAUUUGAGGAAGAAAAUUAUGGGGAUUACUAAUAUUUUGUACCAAGCAUUACAACAAAAAUCUCAAGAUAUUUUAAAUGCAAUGCAUGUUGUUUUCACAUCAAAACUACUUCUUCAAAAAUUGAGGGAUAAUGGUUGGUGCAAUUUACUUGAGAUUGUUAAGAAGUUUUGUGAGAAACAUGAAAUUGACAUCCCUGAUAUGAGUACACAAUACACGGUUGGAAGAGGUCGAUCUCGUCAACCAAAGAUAACAAUCGAGCAUCAUUAUUGA